Molecule: messenger RNA, 1972 nt
Organism: Anopheles funestus (African malaria mosquito)
Lineage: Eukaryota; Metazoa; Arthropoda; Insecta; Diptera; Culicidae
Product: zinc finger protein 467
Exons: 2
Coding region: 318-1535 (405 amino acids)
Source: RefSeq, a predicted model, not a curated record
ACAUAUUGAAAACAUCUUAACAAUAUUGCUACUUGGGUUAUCAUCUAUUGUUUGCUGGUGUUUUAUUUGCGUUGUUCAAUGUGUUUUACUUUUGUGUGAAAAACAGCGAUAUAUUUUAAGAUUUAUUACAACAGCAAUAAAGGAAAAUAUUUCAAAUGCGUUGUUACGAAAUGACACUCGGCUGAUACAGUGUCAUCCAUUCCUGUUGUGUUGACUGACCAUCCCCGCAAACGGAGCGCGUAGGGCCAUAACAAAAGCUGCGUCUUGCCAUUAUUCGUCCAGCGUUCGUGUGAGCGUCGUGUUUUGUAAUAAAAAAAAUGGCUCCUUACACAUCGGAAAGCGAUCGUCCAGCAACACCCCAGCAAUCAAAGCCGGCGAUGGAGGGAACCGACAUUUUGAACCAGCAGCCAUUGAGCGAAGUGCCGGGUCACAGUACCAGCAACCGUAGCCAUCGCUACAAGUGUGAAUUUUGCCAGCAAACGUUCAAGCGACGCGACGAACACGAUCGGCACCGUUUUUCACAUACCGGAGUGCACGCAUACCCUUGCCUGGAACCAAGCUGCGGCAAAGCGUACUCCAAUCGAUCACAUCUGCUGCGUCAUAUGAGAACAAAUCAUCUCGAGCGACCCGAAACGUCCGGCCCGGAGCUAGCUUGCAAACAUCCCAACUGCACUAUGAAGUUCAGCAGCAAGCACGCCAUGAAGCGUCACUACCAGACGAAGCACGUUCUUGGCAAACCGUACGCAUGCGAUGUGUGCAGCGAGCGGUUCUGGCGCAAGCUACAAUUGAAGCUGCAUAAGGUGCGCCACACUGGUCAGUAUCCGCACCGGUGCGAACACUGCAGUCAGGGUUUCGUCAACCUAAAGUUGAUGCGCAGCCACCGGUGCAAGCACCAUGCGCAGAAGUGUGCCGACUGCCCGAAAGAGUUCCUCCGCUGGUCCGAGCUGGUAACGCACCGCCGGCUUGAGCAUCCGAGCGAGUUCCGUUGCGACCAGUGCGACAAAGUGUUUCACACGAAACGGAACCUCAAUCUGCACGGUCGCGUGCAUCGUACAGAGGACGAGCGUGACGUGUUCGAGUGUCCGCAUGCCGGCUGUCCAAGGUUUUACGAACACCAGCGCAAUCUGUACGCACACAUACGGGCGAAGCAUGAAAACCGCAAACGGGAGGAUCUCGUAUGUACGGUCAGUGAAUGCGGACGAGUGUUGGCCACCAAACAGAAGCUGGAACAUCACCGUAAGUUGCAUCUCCGCGCGUCAAAGACUGGUCGGGCACGGAAAGCGAAAGUGGUACCGUUGGCAGGAUGCAGCAAGGAUGUGACGGAUGGUUCGCCAUGUACUGCUGCACCGAAAGAAACAACAACCGGAAAGGACGAAUCCACUGUGACGGUAUCGUCCGAUCAAAAAAGUUUGCUAGAUGUGACCACUGAUUCGGAGGUGGAAAACACGCAAACGGUCCAGGAUCUGCUUGAAACGCAUAUGCAACACUUGUGCACACAGCUGGACACGCUACGGUCUGUUUUAGCUCCAGUGUAGCGCGCAAAUUUGCAUCUGUUUAAGUCGAUGAGUAUAAUGGUUGGCACGCUUUAUAAUCUUAAGCAGCAAUGCAUUUCUUAAAGUGUAGGUAGGAUUUGUAUAUCCUAUGUGUAUCUUUUCUAUUUUAGGCAGUUCUAUUUAAGAAGCAUUUUCCACGGGCGUUGAGGGAUUGAUAUCAAAACGCAGGAUAUAGUUUUAGAUAGAUACAAAUCAUAUUUUUGUGGAACAUUUAUUAGCACCUUAAGUAAAACAGCUUAAAGUUGUAAUUAUAGUGAAUUACGUUAGUUAUAUUAUUUUGCCAAUGGAAUAUUUAUGCUACUGUACGUGGAAGUUAGUGCCAUGUUAGGAUUCGUUUUUUUAAAGAAUUUCUUUCACACUGGUUUUUAAUGUUAAGUCCCAAUAAAAGGAAAAGUGAAUUAUACAUACAGUAAUAGAAA